This is a messenger RNA of Ixodes scapularis (black-legged tick), 2213 nucleotides long. Its product is annotated as serine proteinase stubble. Gene Ontology annotation, molecular function: serine-type endopeptidase activity. The transcript is spliced from 8 exons. Gene Ontology annotation, biological process: proteolysis. The record is from RefSeq and is a predicted model, not a curated record. NCBI's taxonomy places the organism in Eukaryota, Metazoa, Arthropoda, Arachnida, Ixodida, Ixodidae.
CCCGUGCCUCGGGCCUUGUAACGGGACCCAGAGAGAUCUGCCCGCGCGCAAAGAGUGCCCCCUCGUAGUGCCCGACCCCAAGACGUCCGUGCCAGACUCCGCCGAACACUUUGUAGGUCCCUCCACACGUCUUCAGAGUUGUCAUCUUCGAACUGCCACCGUUCACUUUCAUCCACUCUCGCGGAGGAGCUCGCAGGCUUUUCUGAAAGUCGUGUGUUUGGUGAGGAGGCUGAGAUGCGGCUGCUGAACUCGCGCGAUCACGUCUUCCCCGGGAUUGGGCCGAGUAUAGAGCUGAUCUGAUCGACGGGGGUGGUUCUUCAUCUGGCUAGUGUGUGCGUUUGUUUUUCUUUUCCUUUCCUCGUGGGGACGCGUGCGGUGCAUUUGGGACGCGCUUCUCGACGCCGAUGAAGCGCAAGAGCCAGCACUGGCGCCAUGCGAGCCGCGGCCAUGACCACUGUGGAUACCUGGCGUGGUCAGCGCGUCCUGCUCCCGUCAACACGCUGAAGGGCGUCCGGUGGCGACGAACAUCACCCGUUCUUCUAGUAUUCGUAUUCACAUUUUCAGUCAUUUCCUUCGCCAAAGGUCUCAAAAUCAGUCCCAAGUCGUGCGAGAAUGCCAUCGGCCAGUACGGUACGUGCAUGUUCGUCUGGGAGUGCAUCAAGUUGGACGGCCAGCACCUGGGCACCUGCACGGACGGCUUCCUGUAUGGCUCCUGCUGUCAGUACGACGACAGCGAGAACAGCGUCGCCGGCGGCCUCUCGGCAGGCUCCUCUUCGGCCAGUCAGGCCCCUCAAUCUCCGCACAAGCCUCACCGGCCGGUUCCGGUCAGGCCCGCGGCUACCACCAGCUUCAACAGCGUCGCCGCGUCAUCCAGCAGCAGCAGCAGCUACCCGCAGCGGAACUUCACCCUCAUCUACCUGACGCCCACGUCAUCCUCACAGCGCCCGACAACCGUUAAGCCUACCGCUGCCAGCGUGACUCGUCCGGCUACGAAACCGAGCACGACGGCGACAAAACCGACGUCCACGCCACCGACUUCGAUGGCCACGGCUACAAGAUGGCCUCCCACGUUCAGGCCUCCGGGCAUAACGACCUUCUGGUCGCUGUUCAGGCCCAGGCCCACGCUGGUGCCCAUCAUCACCUUCCGGCCAACCAGAAGGCCGCCUUUCAGGCCUUCGCCAACGGCAGCGACGUCGACGACCACGACAACCACAACGACAACAGUGUCGACGAUGGCUACCCAGGCUGCCACGAGGCCAACGCCGUCGGCGCUGCAUAACGUGUACGGGAGACCGUCGACGACGCGAAGACCCGCGGCGACCCCGACCUCGAGUGCGCUGACAGCUGUGGCGUCGGUCACGGGCUCCAAGAAGCCUCCCCAGCCACCUGUGCAGCUGGUGAACAAAAGACCCAAAGGAGAAUGUGGAGUUCCUACGUUGCUGCCUCAAACCAAAGUGGUCGGUGGAAAAAGCUCAUCCUUCGGCGCCUGGCCCUGGCAGGUGUCGGUUAGGAGGACUUCAUUCUUCGGAUUUUCCAGCACCCACCGCUGUGGCGGCGCCAUUUUGAACCGCUACUGGAUCGCCACUGCGGGUCACUGCGUGGAUGAUCUGCUGCUCUCUCAGAUCCGCAUCCGCGUGGGCGAGUACGACUUCUCGAGCGUUCUGGAGCCGUACCCGUACGCCGAGCGGGGCGCCAAGAAGAAGGUGGUGCACCCCAAGUACAACUUCUUUACCUACGAGAACGACCUGGCCCUGGUGAGGGUGGACGAGCCACUCGAGUUCAUGCCCCACAUCGCGCCCAUCUGCCUGCCGCCGGACAACGAAUCCGACGACCUCAUCGGACGUAACGCCACCGUCACCGGCUGGGGACGUCUGAGCGAAGGUGGAGUACUGCCUUCGGUGCUCCAGGAAGUGAAGGUUCCUAUCGUGAGCAACGAGAAGUGCAAAAACAUGUUCCUCGCUGCUGGAAGGCACGAGUACAUCCCGAACAUCUUCAUGUGCGCCGGCUUUGAAGAAGGAGGCAGAGACUCCUGCCAGGGUGAUUCCGGUGGGCCUCUGCAAAUACAAUCCAAGGACGGCCGUUGGUUUCUAGCCGGCAUCAUAUCUUGGGGCAUCGGCUGCGCCGAACCGAACCUUCCUGGAGUCUGCACAAGGAUUUCUAGGUUCAAGGAUUGGAUCAUCAAGAGCACAGCCUAACGACACAACGUACUCUAA